Molecule: messenger RNA, 2645 nt
Organism: Oncorhynchus kisutch (coho salmon)
Lineage: Eukaryota; Metazoa; Chordata; Actinopteri; Salmoniformes; Salmonidae
Product: pancreatic secretory granule membrane major glycoprotein GP2-like
Exons: 9
Coding region: 39-2066 (675 amino acids)
Source: RefSeq, a predicted model, not a curated record
GUUCCCCGUUUCUGCCCCUGUAGAAGUAACUAGUGUUGAUGAGGAUGAUCCUGGUGGCUCUGCUGGUGCCUCUACUGGUUCUGUCCAGCGCUGGACGUACCUCAGGUACGAUUGUCACCAGCUGCGAGGCGUGUCACGAACAAGCCGUCUGCCGCACCUCCCCCAUGGCAGGUGACAUCACAUGCACCUGUAAGAAGGGCUUCUCCGGAGACGGCCUCAUCUGUUUACCUGGCCACACCGCCACCGCCACCGCCACUGACCACCACGCCCCUCGUCGUGUCCGCCGCUCCUACCCCACCUCCAACACCAACCUUGCCCAUGUCCGGUUCAGCUGCGGCUUCAACGAGUGCGCCGACGGGGAGGACUGCAUCACGGUCGACGGCAUCCAGCAGUGCUCCAACCCCUGUAAGAUCUACACGGUCCUGAACGACGCCUGGCGUUCCACCAACAACCACGUGGGCAACAAGCACUGUGACCGCAACGUCCGCUGGGACGGCUAUUACCGCAUGUUCAUCGGCAACCAGAGCGUGUCCAUGCCGGACAAGUGCGUGGAUUCCUUCAAGUGCGGCACCCAGGCUCCCUUGUGGCUGGCGUUUCCUCCCCCCCAGCAGGUGGAUGAAAUUGUCCAGAGUGCAGUCUGCGCCAGCUUCAAUGGGGACUGCUGCUGGGUGCAGUCUCAGCCCAUCCACGUCAAGGCAUGCCCUGGGAACUACUUUGUGUACAAGUUCGUCAUGCCUCCCGGGUGCUACUUCGCCUAUUGUGCAUAUGUGACAGCUCCCACCACAACACCAAAACCAGUCAGAACAACAACCACAACAACAACCACCACAACAACAACAACCACAACAACAAAAGCACCUGUAAAGGUCAACACGACAACACAAACCCCUGUAAAGGUCACGAAGACAACAAAUGCACCUGUAAAAGACACCACAACAACACAAACACCUGUUAAGAUCACCACAACACCGCAAACACCUGUUAAGAUCACCACGACAACACAAACAUCCGUAAAUAUCACCACUACGACAAAAUCACCAGUAGAUGUUGUCACCUCGACAAAAACACCAAUAGACAACAAUCGCACCACAACAACAACACAGUCACAGGUUGCCACGACUACGCCAAAAGCAAUGUGUGGUACCUGCAGAGCGGGGGAGACCUGCGUGAGCACCGAUGGGGUCACUUGGCGGUGUGAGAGGCCAGAUCAGCCUGUUUUGCUGCACCCAGAGGUAGUGUGUGGGCGGAGCCUGGUACAGGUGGGUCUCAACAGGACUAACCUGGAGGCCGCUGGUCUGGACGCCACCACCGCUAACCUGGCCGACCCCCGGUGUACCGCUCACGAAGAGCGUGGCAGCAUGGUAUGGUACCAGGUGGAGCGCACGGAGGGCGCCUGCGGAAACACUCUGGUGACAAACGGAACGGACGCCAUCUUUUCCAACAGUUUAUUCAUCUACCACGUUCACGACGUGUCCUUCAGCCGACCCGUGAGCGUGCCUUUCUCCUGUGCCUACCCUCUGGAAUCAGAGACCAGCCUGGAUGUGGCCAUCAAACCCUACCUGUCGCUGAAGGGUUCCAAAGUCGGUAAGGGCUCCAGAGUGGGCUCCAACAUGACUCUGUACCACAGCGACGACUUCACAAAGGCUUACCCAGCGGGCGGAGUCACCUUGCCGGUGGGUUCCGUGCUGCACGUGGGCGUGUCCGUAGAGGAGUCCGAGACGGAGCGUUUCGUGGUCGUUCUGGAGGACUGCUAUGCCACACAAUCCCCCGACCCUAAAGACAUCAUGCGAUACUACAUCAUUCAGAACAAAUGUCCGACUGAAUUCCGUCAGGUGAGGGUGGAGGAGAGCGGCUCGUCUCUCAGGGCUCGCUUCUCUGCUCUGCUGUUCCUGUACCAGGGGGACUACCGGGACGUCUUCCUGCACUGCAGACUCAGCCUGUGUGACCAGAGGAGCUCCUCCUGCACACCAAUGUGCACCAAAAGGAAAUACCGCUCUGUCACCCCCUCUGUCCCCCUCGAACCCCUCACCAUCGGACCAAUCACCUGGUCCCAAAAUGAAGAUUGAACUUGUCCUGCUUCCUGUAUCCUAAACAAUCCAGUUAUCUAAAUGAUUAAUGUAAAGUUCAUAAACCUAUCUCACCUAUACAUCAUUUAUGUCCUAAACCAAGCCAUUUAAUAUCUUACAUACAUCCAGUUAUAAAUAAUGAUCUUUUAAGGAUAUUUUUAUAUUUUUCUUACGACUAGGAUAAUUGGGGAAAACAUUUCUAUUUGAACCAACACAAAUUAAUUGUUGAACCUUUAACUAAGGCUUGAGUCCAGAAAGUGUAUGUGCUGGUCACAAAUGUUUGUAACGUGAAAAUACAUGGACAUCUAGUUGAGAUUAUAUCAACACAAACAUCUCCCUUUUCUAGUUUAAACUGCAGCUGUAAAAUCAUUUCAUCCUAUUGCUCUAAAAUGCUUUGUAUGUUCAGUAAUUUAAUAGUGUUAAUAAAAUAUAAAUGAUAAAUAUAUGUAUAAAUGUAUUAAUGUGUGAAUAAUGUACUGGGCAUGUAGUGUACUAUUGCUAUAGCUUAGUUCUUUCUCUGUGGGAUCAGUCAAGACAAUGAUGAACCAGUAGGUGUCAGUAUUACCCCUGAAACACUGG